This is a messenger RNA of Moesziomyces antarcticus, 963 nucleotides long. Its product is annotated as inositol monophosphatase. The record is from RefSeq and is a predicted model, not a curated record. The coding region runs from base 1 to 963 and encodes 320 amino acids. Gene Ontology annotation, biological process: phosphatidylinositol phosphate biosynthetic process; signal transduction; inositol metabolic process. The transcript has a single exon. Gene Ontology annotation, molecular function: inositol monophosphate 1-phosphatase activity. Lineage: Eukaryota; Fungi; Basidiomycota; Ustilaginomycetes; Ustilaginales; Ustilaginaceae.
AUGGACGAAGCAGGGAUCAACGAGAUCUACGCAUUUGCGAUCGAGCUGGCACGCAAGGCGGGGCGGGCGAUUGUCGACGGCUCGUCGCGCCGCUUCUCCAGUGCGGCUGGGUUUGACCACAAGAAGAAUACGGCGGAUCUGGUGACCGAAACCGACCAGGCAGUUGAGGCGCUAGUGAAGCGGGAGAUCAGCACGCGUUUUCCGGACCACGCCUUUAUCGGAGAAGAGUCCUGGGCGGCGGGAGAGGAACAUGCAUUGGACAACCAGGUGACUUGGAUCGUGGAUCCGAUCGAUGGAACGACCAACUUCGUGCAUGCUUUCCCCUACACCUGCAUCUCCAUCGGCGUCGUCAUCAACAGCGUCCCCACUAUCGGCGUGGUCUUUGCUCCGUUCAUGGACACAAUGUAUCAGGGAUGUUUGGGUAAGGGCAGCUUCAUGUCAAGUCCCCACCACCCUGCUCCUCGCAGACUUCCGCUGGUAGAUCCUACGCCGCUGGAUGAUUUGCGACAGGCACUCGUGGCGUUCGAGUGGGGAAGCGAUCGUCGUGUCGAGGUGCUGGAACGAAAGCUCGACUGCUUCCGUAAGAUCACCGGCGAUCCAGAGGGCGGUAUUGCUGGAGGAAAGAUGGUCCAGGGCGUCAGGAGCGUGGGUAGCGCUGCGCUGAACUUUUGCCAUGUGGCAAGCGGAAACCUGGAUCUGUAUUGGGAGAUUGGAUGCUGGGCUUGGGACGUGUGUGCGGGAGUCGUCAUUGCUCAGGAGGCAGGCGCAGCCGUGGUGGGUAGCAAGGACCAUGCCGAAAGGGCUACGAAGGGCGACGAGUUCAACGUCGUCACUCCAGCUGUGCUGACCGGAAGAAAGUACACCGUCAUCCGUGCCAUCGACACGGAUAAGGCAAAGAACGACCAGGCUCAGAAACACAUCCUCAACGAGUUCUACCAGUGUAUCACCGAGUGGGAUCCCUAG